This is a messenger RNA of Pipistrellus kuhlii (Kuhl's pipistrelle), 1162 nucleotides long. RefSeq names its product C-X-C motif chemokine ligand 13 (gene CXCL13). The record is from RefSeq and is a predicted model, not a curated record. The transcript is spliced from 4 exons. NCBI's taxonomy places the organism in Eukaryota, Metazoa, Chordata, Mammalia, Chiroptera, Vespertilionidae. Gene Ontology annotation, biological process: chemokine-mediated signaling pathway; cellular response to lipopolysaccharide; inflammatory response. Gene Ontology annotation, cellular component: extracellular region. The coding region runs from base 88 to 411 and encodes 107 amino acids. Gene Ontology annotation, molecular function: CXCR chemokine receptor binding; chemokine activity.
UCACUGGUGUAAAUAAAUAGGCGUCUCUGGGCUGAGAACCCACAGCAGAGACUCAGAGCUGAAGUCUGAACUCCACCUUCAGGCAGAAUGAGGUUCAUCCCCGGGUGUCUGCUUCUCCUGCUGCUGAUCAGCAGCCUCUCUCCAGCCCACGGUGUUCUGGAGGCCUGGAACACGAACUUCAAGUGCAAGUGCAUGAAGUCGGUUUCACGCCUGAACAAGCGCAGCAUCAUCAGCAACAUUUCCCGGGUUGCAGCCUAUAUGCCUGGGGAUCAUUGCCCACGCAAGGAAGUCAUAGUCUGGCUGAAGAAUGGGCCAGCUCUAUGCUUGAAUCCCGAAUCUGAGUGGACACAACGUCUGUUGAAGAAUGUCCAGAAGUCCAACAGCCUGCCAAGUGACAGAAAGCCCACAUAAUAGACACAGAAGGCCUGAUGCCAAUAUUCCAGCACGGACACCUGCACCCCUCCUCAUUCCUGCUCGCGGUUCAGUUUUAUGAGCAGUUGAAUCUUUUUAUUUUUUAUUUUUUAAAGAGCUUCCCCAUACAAGCAAGCAUGAAAAUAUAUGUAAAAAUCACCCUCUGGAGGCUGAUAUGGCAAACCUGAAGUUUUUGAAUAAAGUAGUCUAAUACUUGGAGUUUGCAUUCUUAAGUUCCAUUUAAGUGUCUUUUGAUAAUAUAUCUAUUGUUGAAUGCUAAAUUUUCCUAUAAAAAUAAAGGCAUGGAAAUUUAAACCUCAAAUCUGAACAUCUGGCUUGAGUACGAAGGAAAUGAGGGAGGGUUUUUCAAUCAUUUUAUACCCAAGGAAAAGCAGGCUUCCAUAAGAGACUGAAAAGCUUCCAGGGAAACCCACAAAACAGCUUCCAUUUAAAAGCUCACCUUUAAGAGGAUGGGGUCUUUGUCCUACUUUUAAAGAGUUCCCUUAUAGGAGUUACUAUCUUAGAUAAAAACCAGUAACAUUCAAACAUCCCCAUUCCUAAAUUCAUAGUAUAUUCUGGAAAGGCACUUAUAGGGUGAUAUUCAGAUGUAUUCUUUUAUAUGUUUGAUGACAGAUGUUUUUACUCCCAUCUUUUGCACAGAAAUGUUGUUGUUGGUCUCUGGUACCCACUUCUAUAAUGCUUCUAAUUAGUCUAAUGCUAUUCAAUAAACUUGAUCAAACAUUUUACUUAA